Aplosporella prunicola CBS 121167 is the source of this 891-nucleotide messenger RNA. RefSeq lists its product as uncharacterized. The transcript is spliced from 2 exons. Lineage: Eukaryota; Fungi; Ascomycota; Dothideomycetes; Botryosphaeriales; Aplosporellaceae. The coding region runs from base 22 to 876 and encodes 284 amino acids. The record is from RefSeq and is a predicted model, not a curated record.
UAUCCAACAUUAGCUGAGCGAAUGAGGAUUAUACCGGAGACUUCAGUAUUCCGGCGCUUCGGGUUCCUAAACCAGCUAAACUUGUUGUACCUACAAGCUGAUCUGGUGGACAUCGAGGACAGACUGAAGAGGAUACAGAGAAUAGAUGAUAGAAAGCCUGGAGAUGAGAGUUCCUACGCUCGAGACUGGCUUUGUCUAAAAGAAGGAGAUGGCCGGCAGCUGCAGCUUGUCCGGGAAGCCCAAGAAUUGCUAGAAAAAUAUACCCAUAGGAUAUGUAUAACAGAUUUGACCAUUUUCCAUUUAGAUACCGCACUGGUCCAACAGUCCAAUAUUCUUUCCAUGAAGCCGCCCGGUAAAUACGACCUGAGCUAUAUCCAGAGACUCCUUGCAUCUCAAGACAUGGGGCCCUGGGCAUUGGAUGGCCCCGACUCUGAGGUCUGGGGUACCAUCAAGAAUCCCAAUGGCUAUGAACCAGACAUAGUUACGCUACUACCCCGCAAAGAAAAGGACAUGUUUUCCAAAUAUGUCACUACCAGCGGCAUAUCCAAGUGGUUCAAGUGGCGCUUGGACCGUUUCCGCAAGCCGUCUCCUGUACAUGGCCUAGUCAUUUACGAGGAAAACACUCUGCUGCGCCUCACGUAUCUGGUCUCAACAACACUGGCGUCUUUACUUCCGAUUGCAUCUAUCGUGGUUCUAUAUUUUGUACACUCGAUGAAAGUGCGUCUGGGUAUCAUCGCAAUCUGCAAUGUUCUCACUAUUCUUUGUCUUGCUUUCUUUACUAAUGCGAGGACCACGGACAUUUUUGCUGUUGCUGCGGCUUUCUCUGCUGUUCAGGUUGUUUUUGUGCAGGGGGGUGGUGACACUACUGUUAGCUAGUAAAGGAUCUGGAGG